AACAGAGUGUUAUGUUAUCUAAUUAUUCGUCAUCGAUUUCGAUGGACUGUGCAAUGACUUCCAACAAUCACUUGAUCCACGUACUAGAAAGUUCUUUCCAAAAUUGUGACCGAGAGGACUUUUGGCUGUUAGAUAGUUUUGUGUCAAUUUUCUCGAGAAAAUGGGGCUAACAACCCAUCUGGGUUCUAGAGUUUUGUCUCUGUUGAAUCUCUCUCUGUUCUCGUUGUUCUUCUUGGUUCACUCCGAUUCCAGUUCGAUCGACGCUACAGUAAUGCUGGAUCUGAAGCAGAGUCUCAACAACGCAUCGAGUUCACUUGGUUGGACCGACCCGGACCCCUGCAAUUGGCAAUACGUGAAUUGCUCCUACGACAGGCGGGUCACCAGGAUCCAAAUCGGGAAUCGGAACCUCACUGGGUUUCUCCCUCAGAACCUCGGCUUCCUCACCGCCUUGAAGUCACUCAAUCUCUCCUGCAACAAUCUCAGCGGUCCGCUUCCGAGUCUCGAUGGGUUGAGCUCGCUCCAGGACCUGUCUCUCAGCAACAACAGCUUCUCUUAUAUUCCCGCCGAUUUCUUUUUCAACAUGACUUCCCUGGAAAGUCUCUAUCUAGACAACAACCCCUUCUCGAGGUGGCUAUUAACUGACAGUAUCCAAGCAGCAUUGAACCUCAGGAUCUUCUCUGCCAAUGCUUGCAAUGUUACCUGGAUAAUUCCCUAUAAUUUUGGUUCGCACCACCGGAGGCUGAGGAUUCUUCACUUGGCGUUCAAUGACCUUCAAGGUGGGUUGCCGGACAGUUUUAUGGGUUCUUCCAUUCAAUCCUUGAAGUUGAAUGGGCAGCAGAGUAUUUAUAAGCUCAAUGGGUCAAUUGAUGUGAUUCAGAACAUGACCCAGUUGACCGAAAUCUAUUUGCAUUCUAAUAACUUUAUGGGUACAUUGCCGGACAUUUCAAGGCUUACGAGAUUGAAGACCUUUAGUGUGAGGGACAAUAACAUUUCAGGUCAGGUACCAGCAUCUUUUGUGAAUCUUUCAUCACUUAAGGUUGUGAGUUUGGCAAACAAUCUGUUACAAGGGCCGACCCCAAAGUUUAACUCUAAUGUUACGGUUGAUAUGAACAAUGGGUCUAAUAGCUUCUGCUUAUCUGAUCCUGGAGUUGCUUGUGAUCCCCUGGUGAAUACAUUACUUUCAAUUGCGGAGUCUGUUGGUUACCCGAUGGUGUUUGCGGAGAAUUGGAAAGGGAAUGAUCCUUGCAACGCCUGGUUUGGGCUCUAUUGCCAAAAUGGAAACAUCACUGCUAUUAAUUUUUCGAAUUUGCAUCUUACAGGUACAAUUUCUGCAAAUUUCUCGUCCAUUACAUCGUUGCAGAUAUUAAUUCUUGCUAAUAAUAACCUGGCCGGUAGUAUCCCAAACGAUCUUACAACUUUGCCUAACCUUAUACAAGUAAAUGUCUCAAACAAUCAGCUUUCUGGAACUAUCCCAUCAUUUAAGAGUGAUGUGAUUGUAGACACUGAUGGCAAUCCUAAUGUAAAGAAGGAUAGUGUUCCUCCUUUAGAGACUUAUAAAAGUGGCAGUAGGUACUCGAUCGGAGUGUAUGUGGUUUUGGUAAUUGGUUGUGUUUGUGUAUUUUUAUUUGUUGGGAUUAUGAUAUACUAUCUAUAUUGGCGUAAGAAAAAGCAUUCUGGUGAUUUUCAUGUUAUUGAAGCUGAACACAUGGUAAUCUCUAUUCAUGUUAUAAGAAAUGCGACUAACAAUUUUGGCCAAGAAAACAUAUUGGGAAGAGGUGGAUUUGGAACUGUUUACAAAGGGAGGCUGUAUGAUGGGACUAUGAUUGCAGUUAAGCGGAUGGAGUCCGGAGUGGUGAGCGAGAGUGGUUGGGAUCAGUUCAAGACUGAGAUUGUUGUACUUAGUAAAGUUCGACAUAGGCAUUUGGUUUCUCUUAUAGGAUAUUGCUUGGAUAGAAAUGAGAGGCUACUUGUUUAUGAAUACAUGCCUCAAGGGACUCUUAGUAGGCAUUUGUUUAGAUGGAAGGAAGAAGGGUUAAAACCCCUCGAAUGGUUGAAAAGGCUAACCAUUGCUGUGGAUGUGGCUAGAGGAGUUGAGUAUCUACAUGGUUUAGCCGAUCAAAGUUUUAUUCAUAGGGAUCUUAAACCGUCCAACAUUCUUUUGGGAGAUGACAUGCAUGCUAAAGUUGGCGAUUUUGGAUUUGUUCGUCUUGCACCAAAUGGAAAGUCUUCCGUUCUAACUAAAUUAGCAGGAACUUUUGGAUAUCUCGCCCCAGAAUAUGCAGUGACAGGAAAAGUGACAAUUAAAGUUGACGUGUUCAGUUUUGGAGUGAUUUUAAUGCAGCUGAUUACUGGAAGAAAAGCUGUAAUUGAACUUGAGACUGAGCAAGAUGAGUUCAUUGGUAUUGUCACAUGGUUCCACACAAUCCGUAUGCAGAAAAACACAUUCCACAUGGCCAUCGACCCGACAAUUGACCUCGAUGAAGAAGUGCUUGCCAGUAUCAAUACUGUUGCUGAGUUGGCUAGCCAAUGUUGUGCAAACAAGCCCUCUCAUAGGCCCGACAUGAGCCAUACAGUCAAUGUGCUUUCAGGUCUGGUUCAGCAUUGGAAACCAUCAACCUCUCAUUGUGAUGAGGUAUUUAGAUCGUUUGGAGAUGUCAAGUCAAAAGAUGAUAGCUACAUAUUUCCAAACGAGCGGCCACAAUUUACUCACAUCACUAAAAAUUUAGAUGAGUAGUUAAAAUUGUUUAGAAAUAUAUAAAUAUUUAAAAAGCGCUCUUGAAUUCUUUAUAUUUUAAUAUUAAUAUCACCUUGACAA
This is a messenger RNA of Camellia sinensis, 2815 nucleotides long. RefSeq names its product receptor protein kinase TMK1. The record is from RefSeq and is a predicted model, not a curated record. Gene Ontology annotation, biological process: protein phosphorylation. Lineage: Eukaryota; Viridiplantae; Streptophyta; Magnoliopsida; Ericales; Theaceae. Gene Ontology annotation, molecular function: protein kinase activity; ATP binding; protein binding.